ACCGAUGCUGCAGCUCCCGUCCAGCAUACAGAAAAGAAGUGUAGACUAAGCCCAGCGGCUUACCCGAUGGCCUCUAUGCUCCUCUGCAUCCUAGUCUCUGCUCUCGCUUUCUUCUCCUGGCCGGCGCCGGCACUGUCGCAGAGCCUCCCGCCCAUAGUAAACGGGCUCUCCUUCUCAUUCUAUAAGGCAAGCUGUCCUAAGCUGGAAUCCAUUGUCCGAGACUUUCUUAAGGAGCAGUUCAAGAAAGACAUCGGGCUUGCUGCUGCGCUUCUGCGCGUACAUUUCCAUGACUGCUUUGUCCAGGGGUGCGACGGGUCGGUGCUACUGGACGGAUCGGCGAGCGGUCCGAGUGAGAAGAACGCGCCGCCAAACUUGACAUUGAGGCCGGAGGCCUUCAAGGCCAUUAACGACAUCCGAGCUCUGAUCGACAGCAAAUGCGGCAGCGUGGUCUCCUGCGCCGACGCGCUUGCCCUUGCAGCACGGGACUCCGUUUCCUUGUCAGGCGGUCCCCGCUACAAAGUCCCGCUCGGCCGCCGCGACGGUCUAACCUUCGCCACACGCAACGCCACGCUCGCCAGCCUUACCGCCCCGACCUUCACGUACAAUCUCGACGCCGCCGACCUCGUCGCCCUCUCCGGCGGCCACACCAUCGGCCGCGGCCACUGUGCCUCCUUCUCCAACCGCAUCUUCCCUUCUCGUGACCCUACCAUGGACCAGACCUUCUUCAACAACCUCCGCCGAACUUGCCCGUCUUCCAACUCCAACAACACGACUGUGCUCGACAUCCGUAGCCCCAAUGUUUUCGACAACAAGUACUACGUGGAUUUAAUGAACAGACAGGGGCUUUUUACAUCAGAUGAGGAUUUGUAUAUGGAUUCGAGGACGAGGCAAACGGUUUUAGAUUUUGCGCUGAAUCAAUCGCUUUUCUUUGAGAAGUUUUCAUUUUCGAUGGUGAAGAUGGGGCAGCUGAGCGUGCUGACUGGUGGAAAUGGGGAGAUAAGGACUAAUUGUUCGGCGAGGAAUGGGGGGAGGAUUUCGAUGUUGCCUGUGGAUGAAGAAGGAGAAACUGCUGCUUAUUAGGUUUGGCUUCGUUGUGUGGAUGUAGAUUAUUGUAAUAAAAACGGUCCGCUGUUGUAUACCUUGAGGUUUGGGAAUCUCCUUGAAUUGAGCUUGCUACUCUGCUCGAGUUUGGUGAUAAUAAGAUACUGUAUUUUGCGCGU
Molecule: messenger RNA, 1220 nt
Organism: Phalaenopsis equestris
Lineage: Eukaryota; Viridiplantae; Streptophyta; Magnoliopsida; Asparagales; Orchidaceae
Product: peroxidase 12-like
Biological process (GO): hydrogen peroxide catabolic process; response to oxidative stress
Molecular function (GO): heme binding; peroxidase activity
Source: RefSeq, a predicted model, not a curated record